AUGCCGCACUCAACCUCCCCCGAGCUAUCGCUGCAGGAAGACAGUAUACUCCCGGAUGCUCCAGCGCGACCGCUCGAAGAUGGCUUAGACAACACAUCCGAAGAAGAAUCGAGCGCUGGCACGCAAACAAUGGAUGAUAGUAUUACUGAUCCUGCCUCCAAAGCGAAUGCCAAUCUCGAGGAUAUGUUCGAAGAUGACGAUGAGGACGACGACUUCUCGUCAAGCGCACCUCAAGCUUCAUCCGAGGCUGCUUCGCAGGACACAAUAAAACCAGCGCCAAAUACCAGUUCCUCAGAUCCCGAAGUCAUGAAAGCAUUCUACCAACGCCUAUUCCCCUUCCGCUACCUGUUCCAAUGGCUGAACCACUCACCCUCGCCGACCAACGACUUCGGCCACCGCGAGUUCGCCUUCACUCUCCGCAACGACGCCUACCUCCGUUACCAAUCCUUCCCCACCGCAGACCUCCUCCGAAAACAAUGCAUCCAGCUCAACCCCUCCCGCUUCGAAAUCGGCCCCGUCUACUCCACCAACCCACGCGAGCGCAAGGCCCUCCGCCGCGCCACCGCCUUCCGGCCCAUCUCCAAAGAACUCGUCUUCGACAUCGACAUGACCGACUACGACGAAAUCCGCACCUGCUGCACGGGCGCCAACAUCUGCAGCCGGUGCUGGACCUUCAUCACCAUGGCAAUCAAAGUCAUCGACGCCGCGCUGCGCGACGACUUCGGCUUCCGGCACAUCUUGUGGGUGUAUUCAGGCCGACGAGGCGCGCACGCCUGGGUGUGCGACCGGCGGGCCCGCGACAUGGACGACGCGAAACGGCGCGCCGUUGCGGGAUAUCUCGAGCUGCUGAAGGGCGGCGACAAGAGCGGGAAGAGAGUCAACGCCAAGCGGCCCCUGCAUCCGCACCUAGAGCGCAGCUUGAACCUCCUCCGUGACCAUUUCCAGGCCGACAUCCUGUGCAAGCAGGAUCCGUGGGCGAGCCCGGAGAAAGCGGCGCGCCUGCUCGAGCUGCUGCCGGACAAGGAGCUGAACAAGUCGCUGCAGAAGAAGUGGGAUUCGGCGCCGCUGCGGCCGUCGAGCCAGAAGUGGGCGGAUAUCGACGCGCUGGCUGCGACGGGCGCGUCGGGGAGUCUGGACACCAAGGCGCUGAGGGACGCGAAGCAGGAUAUUGUGCUGGAGUAUACGUAUCCGAGACUCGAUGCUGAGGUGUCGAAGAAGCUGAAUCAUUUGCUCAAGUCGCCGUUUUGUGUACACCCGGCUACGGGGAGGGUGUGCGUGCCGAUUGAUACAAGGAGAGUUGAGGAGUUUGAUCCAUUAGGUGUGCCGACGGCCACGGAGUUACUCGCGCAGAUUGACGAGUGGGCUCGAACGCAUGAUGACGGUGGAGAAGGAGAAGAAGAGAAGAAGAAGGUCCAGGAUUGGGAGAAGACGAGCUUGAAGCCGUAUGUGGAGUUCUUCAGGACGUUUGUCGGGGGUUUGUUAAAAGAUGAGAAAGGGGCAGUCAAGCGAGAAAGGCAGGAGAGCGAAUCGAUGGAGUUUUGA
This is a messenger RNA of Coniosporium apollinis CBS 100218, 1542 nucleotides long. RefSeq lists its product as uncharacterized. Gene Ontology annotation, cellular component: alpha DNA polymerase:primase complex. The transcript is spliced from 3 exons. Gene Ontology annotation, biological process: DNA replication, synthesis of primer. Bases 1 to 1542 code for a protein of 513 amino acids. The record is from RefSeq and is a predicted model, not a curated record. NCBI's taxonomy places the organism in Eukaryota, Fungi, Ascomycota, Dothideomycetes.